AAACUGAACGUUCCUCCUUGCGAAAUAUCGCACACUCUCUCACACUAAUUAUUAACACUAUAUUCUCUCUCUGUCUCUCUCUCUUAUAUAUAUAGCUGUAUGUAAGAAAAAAAACAUAUGUAAAGGAAGAAUCUCUUAUCUUUUUCUUCUCUCUCUCACACCAUUGAUCCUUUUCAUUUAUCCAGACUUCUUGUCGGUUGUUAGCUAUCCAUUACUCUCCACUCCCUUCUCAUCUCUUCCAUUAUUUCACUUUAGAUCAAUAUGUUUGUCGAAUUCUGAUUUAGGGUUGAAAAUUUACGGGGAUCGAGCAGCUUAUUUGGUGGAUUUCUGCGCCUAAUAACUAUUCGUGCUUUCUAAGGAGGAUCGUUGGUUUCUUCAGAAAUUGCGAUGGCUUCUCUACAAGGCCCAGUUGUUAGCCCUGUAGUCCGUGCAAAGCAAAAUGGACCUUCUUUACCUAUUAAUUCACCCUUACUGAAAGCUAGAUUAAUUAGAAGUGGAUUCUUGGGGCUCGGAGGGCUUGGCUACAGCAGGGGUAAUGCGGGUUACAGGCAGCAUUCGAGGACGUGUAGAACAACUCAGUGUAGUUUCAGUUCAUCAUCAAAUGGGAAUGGUAGCAUGGCUGGGAAUUCGCGUGAGAAUGAUGCUGAUUAUGUGAAUUCAAGUGUGGUUGAAGCUGUUGAGGUGCGAAGUGGCCCAGAUGGUUUCAUGAUCAAGAUGAGAGAUGGUAGGCAGCUGAAAUGUGUCCAUAACAAUCCUCUCGGAGGUCAUCUGCCGGAUUAUGCUCCACAUCCUGCAAUUGUAUUGAAGAUGGAAGACGGGACGGGGCUUCUUCUUCCGAUUAUUGUUUUGGAGAUGCCAAGCGUGCUUCUUAUGGCAGCUGUACGCAAUGUCCAAAUAGCUAGGCCUACCAUGUACCAAGUGGUGAAUGAUAUGAUCGAGAAGAUGGGCUAUACAGUGAAACUUGUUCGUGUUACCAAGAGGGUGCAUGAGGCAUAUUUUGCUGAGCUACACCUUGUUAAGUUGGGUAAUGAAGCAGAAUGCAUGAGCUUUGACUUACGGCCGUCCGAUGCCAUUAACAUUGCAGUGAGAUGCAAGGUGCCAAUACAAGUAAACAAGUUUCUGGCAUAUAGUGAUGGCAUGAGGGUUGUUGAGUCUGCAAAGGUGAUGGUGCAGAGUCCCUCUUCGGAUGGCCCUUUGUUUACUGAACUGGACAGACCCACUGGCCAAGCAUGCAUGGAAACAAAGGAGUUCAAUUUGGUGCGAAACAUGCUGAUUGCUGCAGUUGAGGAACGUUAUAGAGAUGCAGCUUUAUGGAGGGACAAGCUCACACGGCUUCGUUCCAAAAGGAAUUGGACAUAACAUCUGAGUUGUGAUGCAUUAAGGUUUCAGGUGCAGCAUGGGGAUGCCUUUGUACAUAAGAAUCGGUAUCACUCAUUUUUAGUAAAUAAUCUGUAAUUCCCCCUUAAAAUGGCCGCCGUGCUAAAAGCUUGUGUAUACAUGUAUAGAUGAACUAUUUGUAUGUAAUGCUGAAUCUUGCACCAGAUCUUGUGUUCAAUGAAUGCUGAUAUGACUUUAGUUUUGAGAUUCGAAUUAAAAAUCACAACCUUUUACUUUACAAA
This is a messenger RNA of Salvia miltiorrhiza (redroot sage), 1619 nucleotides long. RefSeq names its product bifunctional nuclease 2-like. Gene Ontology annotation, biological process: protein ubiquitination. NCBI's taxonomy places the organism in Eukaryota, Viridiplantae, Streptophyta, Magnoliopsida, Lamiales, Lamiaceae. The transcript is spliced from 11 exons. The record is from RefSeq and is a predicted model, not a curated record. Gene Ontology annotation, cellular component: VCB complex; nucleus. Gene Ontology annotation, molecular function: nuclease activity. Bases 388 to 1359 code for a protein of 323 amino acids.